This is a messenger RNA of Talpa occidentalis (Iberian mole), 9897 nucleotides long. Its product is annotated as putative ankyrin repeat domain-containing protein 19. The transcript is spliced from 9 exons. Bases 176 to 1237 code for a protein of 353 amino acids. NCBI's taxonomy places the organism in Eukaryota, Metazoa, Chordata, Mammalia, Eulipotyphla, Talpidae. Gene Ontology annotation, molecular function: protein binding. The record is from RefSeq and is a predicted model, not a curated record.
UCCAACUGAAAGUUCCCCAGCUCUGCGGGAACUUGGCUGUGGUGACCUUCCUGGCUCCUCUAGCAGUGCUUGACUGGUUGGCGAUUCUUUCCUAAGUGCCAUUGUUGGGUGGUAGAGGCAACAAAAGUGCAGGGGUCGGGGGAGCAGAGGCCUCUCCAACGUCCUGGGUUUUGCCAUGUGGAAUGCUUAUGGUUGGUCUCCCCUGGUCAACCCCCCCUCACUGAAGAGUACUCCCGUUGUUAGCCCUGUUGUCGACCCUAAUAUUAAGAGAAGCAGACCUGGGUAUGGCAAAAUCAAAGAAAAAGAUCUCAAGAAGAUCCACAGAGCUGCUCUCAAAGGCGAUGUCUAUGAAGUGGAGGAGCUUCUUAUGCGGCGUAAACGUACCUUGAAUAAGGUGGACGCGCAACGCAGGACUCCCCUCCAUUUGGCCGCAGCCCAUGGUCACAGUGCAGUGGUCACUCUGCUUGCAGAGAGAAAAUGCAACCUUAACCUGUGUGAUGCCGCGCACAGGACAGCUCUGGUGAAGGCAGUACAAAACCAGGAAGAAGAAUGUGUACGUAUUCUUCUAGAACAUGGUGCUGAUCCAGAUAUUUUGGACGCUGAUGGCAACUCUGCGCUCCACUAUGCUGUUCAAAAUGAAAAUGAGUCCAUAAUAACAAAGCUGCUUUUACACAAAGCAAAUAUUGAGUUACAAAACAAGAUUGGAUAUACACCACUUUUAUAUGCUGUGAGUCAAAAAAAAAAUAAAUUAAUAGAGUUUUUGCUAAGCAAGGGAGCAAAUAUAAAUGCUGUUGAUAGGUUUGGAAGCUCAGCCCUCGCGUUUGCUGCAUGCCAUGAUUCACCAGAGGUCAUUCAUAUUCUCCUCCGGCAUGGCAUUGAUUGCUCUUCUGAAGAUCGGGGUGGAAGGACUGCUGACCAGUAUGCUCUUCUUCAUGGUUAUAUUAACAAUCACAAAAUAAUACUUGACCAUAAAAGUGAAAAGGACAAACAGAACAAAAAGAAUGAAAAGAACGAAAAGGAAGAAAUGAAGGAAAAUGAUAAAAAGAAGGAAGAGAAUGAUCUAGUUGAAUGGACAGAAGUACACACAUUUUCAGGACCAGGAUCAAGCACAGAUUCAAGUAAAGCAAAAAAGAAUUCUCACAAGGACACUCUUAAGAGGCGUCCCAUGAAACUAAACUUUGAUGAUUCGUGUUCUACAUUAUCCGAAAUCGUAGAUUUUGAAACUAAGGUAAUGUGAGCUUUGUGAAAUGUUCUGCUCUGAAUUUCGUUUCCAUUUAGUAUCUCAGUGUGGCAUUCAUUCAUUCAUGAAUUAUUGCCCCAUUGGUUUCCUUUUUUCUUUCUGUCUUGAAAGAAGCUGACUUUAUUAAUACAUGUUUUAAUGUUUAUUGGGGUAAAUUUGAUUUAUAACACUGUAUAUAUUCUAUGGAUAUAGUUUCACACCUCAAAAAAUGUACGUUAUUAUACCACACCCACCACUAAAGCCCCUAUAAUCCUGCACCAUAUUCACUGGGCCUCAUCUGCACUUCACUUCCUCUCUGCCCCUCUGGUAGCCUUGUUUCUAUAGUCAUAUUUUAAGGGUUCAUUUUGGUUUGUUCUCUUCUUACUUUGCUUCUUUAUUAAAUUCUACAGAUAAGUGCAAUUAUCUAGAGUUAUCCCAGAGUCUUAGAAUCAUGAAAGGGAUCAAAAAAGAGUCAAAAUGAGAGAGAUUGUUAUAAAAACCUGACAGAAAUAGUGAGGUUGAGUGAGAGCAGGAAAUUUAUAAGAAUGUAGGAGGCGAGUCCACAGGAAUGGAGGGAGCAGACCCCAUCAUGGAUGUGUGCCUGAAAGAGCCUGAACCUGUCAUGGACAGAUGCAGUGGGGGCAGCCAUCAGCGUACCCCCGGAGAGUGGGGGCAGCCAUGGGCGUACCCCCAGAGUGGCAGCAGCCACAGGUGUGCCCCAGGGGAGUAAUCUUAUUUUUGUGGACGUCCCCACAAUGGGGAGGAACUCCCCUAGACCUGAGCAUCCUCAGGCCUCGACAUAUUAUCUGUCUUUGGCAUUCCCUCUUCUCUGGGUGGAAGGCAGGCUGCCUCAGAAUUCCUAUUUAAGAAGAACAGCUUGCAUUUAGCCCACAUAUGGCUAAUCUUACUACCAUUUAACAAGAAACCCCUGUAGCAUUUAUGAUGAGUUGCAAUGCAAGACCAAGAGGCCUAGCUCUGACACUGUAAGAUCUAAGAUAGGGCCUCCCUUGGUGGUGCAGGCGGUUGAGCGCCAAGCUGUGGGACUGCCCACAGCCUCUGCAGUGCUGGUUCGAUCCUGGCCGGCCAGUGAGGGUCCCACAUGGCGCGGCAGACCUCUCCUGUUGCGCCCACUGCUCCCCUCAGUAGUGUGUUUCAUCAGUGUGCCUGUUCUGUUUCCCACUUUGUCUCUGGUGAGUCCUCUCACCCUCCCGCACAUCUGGCCUGUACCCUGGUUCUUGGAUGAAUAAAUAAAUAAAUCUUUAAAAAAAAAAAAAGACCUAAGAUAGCUGACUGGAUUUGUGUUAGUCCCUCACAAAUCUUGAAGGUAAGGCAGAUAUAACAAUAACCUUCAGAGUUGAACCUCGAGUUAAAGGCUUGGGUCCACUUAUUAACCAAGGAGAGGAAAUCUUCUUCCCAUAGCAAGGGGAGGAAACUAUCAAAUUACCAGUGACAUAGGAAGGCACUUAGAAGACAAGAAUUCAGAGAGGGGGAACUUUCAGAGGGGGAGCACUACCUGACCAAGAACAAGGCCGGAUGGGUUCCUGGCUACUUGUGGCUCAUUGCAGUUGAUUAUGAUGAAAAGGAAGUAGUGAACGAAUGUGGUUCGAGUUAGGGAAGAGCACUAGAAAAUUGGUCAUGAAAAGCAGGUCCAGGUCUCGUUUUUACAAUCCCAAGAGGUGGAGAGCUGCGGGAUGGGACAUGUGGAAUGCUUAUUAGGAGUUCCUGCAUUGCUGCACCCUUCUUGCGGUUGGCAGGACUAGAGCUAACCCAGGGUGCACGCCAACUUAUCCUUUCACGGGAGACUUCUAGAAAGCAGCAGCCGGCCCUAGUGGCCUUUUACAUGGCUGACCCGUGUCCACUAUUUUUUUUUUUUUUUUUUUUUUUGCGGCAAGAGUGAGACCUAGUUUGAAAACAGAACUCAGGAGCCAGCUCUGUUCCCCAGGUAGAGAGGGAACAGCGGCUCGACUGAGAUUGAUUAGCAACGGAGUGAGGCAAAGAGAGAGGCAUGAGGUGUUCACUCGUCGGGCUUAGGGCAACUGGAAGGUCGUGCCUCCAUGUUUUGGGACCCGCCAAAGAGUAGCCUUGGCCUGAGCCCCUCAGUCUUUGUAGGACAGCCAAACAGUCGCCAAACACCAACUCCUCUCAAAAAGGAGGUUAUAAUAGCAUGAAGAUAGAGAAAACUGGAGAAAUCUUACUGAUGCCAUGGAAAACCAAAUGUUGGGAGCCAAAAUGAUGUGGUUUUUUGGAGUGCAGGGUCCUUGGGUUCACCCUGGGAAAGUUUUCACCAGAGCUCCUGUUUCAGUGACAUGCAGCGAGUUUCUCCACGAGACAGAGGUGAUGGUUAUAUUUAUUUUUUUAAAGAUUUAUUUUAUUUAUACAAGAACCGGGGUAUAGACCAGAUGUGCAGGAGGGUGAGUGGAUUCAACAGAGACAGAGCAAGGAACAGAACAGGCAGAUCUACUGAAAUACACUGCUGAGGGGAGCAGCAGGUGAGACAGGAGAGGUGUGCUGCACCUUGUGGGUUGCUCCGCGCCUGUGGGGAUCGAACCGACACUGCAGAGGCUGUGGACAGCUUCACAGGACUGUGCUCAACUGCCUGCACUGUCAGGGAGUCCCCAGUAGUUAUGUUUAAAUAGCAGGUUUAUUAGAAAAGGAACAGGACAGUAAAAGACACUUGCAUAGACACAAGUGGGCAGAAAGAGCUGUUCCAAAAGGGACAGGUUUGCUAAUAGAGGCCUGCAUGGUUGCAGGUGGGCGGCAUUGAGGAGAGCCGCCUCCACUGAGGGAGGUCAGUGAGGAGAAGUCCUGGCAUGGUGUAGGUCAUGGACAGGCAGGAAGGCUGCUGCCCUGCAGAGGGAGAAGUUUGGUGAGAAGAAGACCCUGCAUAGUCACAGGUGGGCAGACAGAGUGUUGCCCUGUUGGGAGCUGCCUUAGGUUUUAUAAUCUUCAGGAAGGGCCUAAUCUUUGUGGGUGGAUGGUUUGUGCCUCUAUGGCAGUCUGAUAAUUUCUGGGUGUUGCACCUCCUGAUCUGGGCGUUGAUGACUAAGAGUCUUGGUUUCUGUAACUGGGUUAAUGGAUUACGCUAAUCCCUUCUACCCUUACCUCCUUGUAUGAGUUAGGUUCUUGGCCUUGUAUCUCCUUCCUCCAUCACUCUGUCAUUGAUCAUGCAAUAUAGGAGAAAAAAGAUUACAGGAAGUAUACAAUUUCAAGAAUGCCUGGGGGAGGGGCUCCCUGGUGGUGCAGAAGUUUCAGUCACAGUACUGUGGGGCUGUCUGCAGCCACUGCAGCAUGGGUUCAAACUCUAGCGGGGGAGGUGACCUACAUGGUGCAGCAGACCUCUCCUGACUGGCCUGCACCUCCCCUUAGCAGUGUGUUUCAGUCGGUAUGCUUUUUCUGUACCCCACUCUUUUUUUGGUGAAGCCCCUCGCCCCCACACCUCUGGCCUGUACCCCAGUUCUUAUAUGCAUAAAUAGAUAAAUCUUUUUUGUUUUUUUAAGAUUAAUUUAUUUAUACAAGCACUAGGUACAGUCAGAAGCGCAGGAGGGUGAGAGAAUUCACCAGAGCCAGAGCAGGCAGACUGACGAAGUACACUGCUGAGGGGAGCAGCGGUCAUGGCAGGAGAGGUCUGCACGCCAUGUGGGACCCUUACCGGUGGCCGUGGAUCGAACCAGCGCUGCAGAGGCUGCGGGCAGCUUUGCAGCUCAGCGCUCAACCACUGCACCACCGCCACUGGGGAGGCCCAAUAGAUAAAUCUUUUUAAAAAAAAUGAUUGCAUGGGGGCUAGAGGGAGGUGGAGUGGGAGGAGAAGGAGGAGUCUGUUUACCAGAGAUAAUAGCAUACAUAAUCUAUACAUAAUCUGCUUAAACUACUUCUCAGAUCCCUUUGGAAUGUCUUGAUGUUAUCUUGAAACAUUUCCUAGGCCAUCCCUGCACAGAGACCAACACAUCCUAUCAAUGGCUACCUAGGCAUCCCCAGGCCUACUUCACAGUGGGGCCCGUAGUCCUUGGGGCCAUCAUUCAGUAAUGUAGUGUACAACUAGAUCGGUUUAAAUAUAGAUUAAUCAGAACAUUCCAGGUCAAGGUACAAACUGGUCAGAAUAUUCCAACAUAAUGACUGUGCCGUCAUUGAGGAAGAAAGAUCCAGGCACAGCACCCACACAUAUGAAUUUUCUCCAAUGUCUGUUUUCAGAUUUGAUAGUAGCUGUCUGAUGUAUUUUGGUGCUCCUUUGUUUGUUGAGUACAUAUUGAUGAGUGUUAUGUCUCCCUGUUGUAUUGUUCUCUUUAUCAUGGUAUAGAGUCAUUCCCCAUCUCUUUUUACUUUUUUAAGCUAGAUGUCUAUUUUGUUUGAUAUGUAAGUAUGGCUUUUCCUGCCUUCCUUUGGGUGUCGUUUACUUACAGGAUAGUUUUCCAUUCCUUUACUUUCAGUCUACCUUUCUCCUUGGUACUUAAAUGUGUUUCUAGGAGGCAGCAGAAGAUUGGAUUCAGUUUCCUAACCCAACUAUGUACUCUGUGUCUUUUUAUUGGUGAAUUCAGUCCAUGAAUGUUUAGAGUAAUUAUUUGCAUAUGAAAGUCCAUCACUGCCAUUUUGUUCCAAGAUGUGGUUCUUUUAAUUCCUCACUAAAUUGCAUUUGUCCCUCUCUCUGCUUUAGAUCCUAAAGCUUCUUUUAAUAUUUCUUGGAGGAGAGGUUUAAUGGAUGCAAACUUCCAAUCUCUCUCUUGUAUAAAAAGGAAAGCCUUGUAGGAUAGAGUAUUAUCUAGCAUUAUUUUUCCUUAUGAGUAUUUUGAAUGUCACUUCAUUAUCUUCCUGCCCAUAUUGUUUCUUCAGGGAGAUAUGUUUGUUUUAUCAGUGUUCUUUUAUAGGUUAUCUGUUUCUUCCACCCCAUCAGCUUCAUUAUUUUUUUCUGUAUCUUAGACUUUUGGGUUUUCACUAUUCUGUGACUGGCAGUAGUUUUCCUUUUAUCUAGGUAGUGUUACAGGGCAACCCAAAUAUGAAACGGGUUGCUUGACUGUGGGUCCUCACCCGUGAGCUUAAAAGGGAGUUAUAAUAAUACUCAACUGCAGGCACAAAACAAAAAGGUUAAUAAAGGGUUUAUUUACAAAAGAAGGGGAAAUGAAGAAAUGAUUAACUCAGGGACAAAUAUGGAGAUAAUUCAUGAAUGCAUCCUACUAGUUCCACUGAGCUGGAAUCCCAAUGGCAAAAAGCCAAGAGUCAAGCCAAGAGCUGAGAGGCCAUGGGGAACACCAAGGCCCACCUGUCUGGUUUUAUACCAAGCCUGGCUUCUUAGCUCCACCCUCAGUUCCCAGCAACUCUCCUUUGGGUGAUGAUGGGAUUUGUAGUUCCCAGGGUCUCAAUGGCUUUGGUCUGGAGUGGGGGUGGAGUCCACAAAACCCAUGUGGAGCUUGUUCAGGACAUAAUUUCCCCCUAACAGUAGCUUGGUGUUCCCUUUGCUUCCUGUAUUUCUAUGUUCAUUUCCUUUUUCAAGGUUGGGAAUUUCUCAGGCGCUAUUUCCCUUAAUCAAUUCUCAGUGCCAUUCUCUUUCUUCUCCAUCUUUGAUUCCUGUGAUUCAUGCUGUCAGAUAAUUCUCAAAGGAUUUCUUCAGUCCUUCCCCUUUUCUAUCUUGCUUCUUACCUCUUUUUGAUUCUUGAGAUCACUGAUUUGCUCUUCCACUUGAUUUAUUCUAAUUUCAUGGCUUUCUCCUGAAUUUUUUGUUUCCUCCUGUAUUUCUGUUAAUUUCCUGUUUAAAGUCACACUUUCAAUCAUUGUUGCUGAUUGGGUUUCUCAUAGUGUUCAUUUCCCUUUCUGAGAUUUGUUUAUUCCCAUUUUGACAUUUUCUUAACCAUGGUAUACUUGAAUUCUGCAUCUGAUUGGUCAAAGAGCUCUUCUAUGUGUUUGUAGUUUGGUUCUGGAGUUUUGUUUCUCUAGUGGUGUGUUAUUUCCCUGAUGGCUUGCCUGGCAUUUCAUAUUUUUAUUCCUGCCCAUUUUUGGUUGUGGAUUUUCUCUGCUGUAGUUUUGGGUUUUGUUGUGUGUCUUUUCCACUGCUUUGGGUAUUCAUUAGAUGUUGGGUAUAGUUACUGGAGUAUUGUUGGAUCUGGAGUGAUCCUAGAGCCUUCCCCAAAGCCCUUUGGCUUUGUUCUGAUUGCUGGGAGGGUGGGUGUGGCCAUUGGUUGUAGAGGGUCUGUCACUGGGACCUCAUUCCACCCAGGGAUGGUAUCAUUUUAAAAUAUAAGCAUUGGAAUGUUAUUCAAAAUAUAAAGAACAUUCUUUGACUUUACUUUCCCACUUCUGUUUGCCAUAAAAUUAUUCCGUUAGAGUUUUUAUUUUUAUUUUAUUUAUUUUUUUUGAAUAAUAAAUUUUAUUUUUAUAUUCCCCAUACAAUUGCAGCCCCCCCAUUCUGACCCCAAUCCCUCCCCUCCCACCCCCGCCCCCCUAAAAGUGUCUCUGGUUCAUAGUUUUUUGUUGAUUUUGAUUUUCACUUUCUUAUGUGCACUUAAUAAAAAAAUUAUGUGCUAAGUGUACUACCACCACUAUUACAUCAUAUAAGUCUGCUAAUUGGCAAAAUGCACUUAAUGGAACUAGUUUGGUAUAGUGCCAAAAACUAAGGCUUAGAAGUCAUACAAAAUCAUGUUGUGUUAUGAAGUUAAUUUUAUCUAAAAACUAAAGAAUUAUUUCGGGUCUCCCUAAGGCCAGUCAUUAUUCUGUGAUAUACAUGAGAGUAACAAAAAGACUAGUGAGCGUAGGUCUUGCACAAUGUUACAAACACCAUAUUUGAAAUCAAAAGACAUGUUAGUAUCUUGGCUGUGUCACUUACUAGCCACGGAAUCUUGAACAAAAUUAUUGAACCUCUUUGUAUGCCCAUGACCUUGUUUAUAAAAAUGAUACUCAUACUUUCUUCUCAGGUAUAUGUAAUGAACAGAUGUAGUAACAAAUAAAAAUAAUUGGUAAACUAUAAAGAUUGUUAUAGAAAUACGACAAUGCCAUCAGGAUGAUAUUUAGUGCUUUCUAAAUAUUGAAGAACUUUUUGAAACUGUGAAGGACAAUCAAAUGGUAGUGGUAUCAGAAAAGAAUGGGAGUGUUAAAAUUGGCAUUUGGAUUUCUUAUUAGGGCUAUGUUAAGAGGGCUAUUAUUAGUGAUAUCCUUUGUAUAGUGAUAAGUCGUAUAUUGUGGUUUGGUAUUUGAAACCUUCUUCAUAAUAUUUUUAAGGUUUUGACUAUUAAAGUUUCUAUCAUUGAAUACCAACGAUGUGCAUGGCAUUUAGAUACUGCAUGUACAAGUUGAUCGGUAGAAGUUGCAGGAGCAGAAAAAUUAGCAGCUGAUUCAUUGUAAGUCUAAGUAUUUCAUAUAAAGAAACAUGAGAAUUUUAGGUUAGAAUAGAUUGGGGGAGUUCAUAGUCAGGGUGGGAAUGGGAGUAGCAGUAGUAUUUUGAUGGUCAAAAGUGAUCUCUCUGAGUGAGCCAAAAGCUGCCAAGGGAAGGAUGAGAAGGAGUCAGUCAUGUGAAGAUGUAGAAGAAGGACAUUCUGAUGAGAGAAAACAGUAAGUCAUAUCUGUUCAUUUUAUUUAAACAUGUCAGAAUUUCUAACAAGGAAGCAGGAAGUGGGGUAAGCAUCAUCAUAAUCCCUUCUUUUCUGUGUUGAAGAUAUUUGUGAAGGCUUAGCACAUUUUAGAGAAUUAAUAAAUAUUCUUCUCUUAUGAAAGCUUACAUGCUUUUUUUUUUGAGUUAACAUAACUCAAGUUUUUGGUUAAAGACCUUAAAGAAGAGUAUUUGGAACUACUUUGCUAUUUUAUUCAAUUGUUUUCUCUUUUAGUAAAAUUUUUAGUAACUAAUUCAUUAAUGGUAAAUUUCACCAUUGAGUUUCCUUUCUUAAUAAAAUGUUGGAUUCCACCUUUUGUGAUAAAUCAUCAGUAUUUCUAUGGAAAUAAUAUGGUAUUGUAAACGGUAAAAGAAUAUUCUUCCAACUGAAUAGGCCAACAUCCACCACCUCAGACUCCCUUGCUGCAUAUGAUGACAAAUUCACAUAGCACUGAGGAGAGUCUGUGUUAUCUGAACAGUGAUAGGCAGGUUUAAAGUUAAGAUGUCUCUGUGAGAUUAGGUUGGCAGUCAGUCCUGGGACCAGUAGCCAUGAUAGUGCUGGCUCCUAGAAGGCUACGUAGAUCCUGUCAUUGAAGAUUCCAGGACUGAAAUGGGCAACGUGAGUGGUUCCGGUGGCAGCAACAAAUCUCAGCACAACUUGCUGGCUAGUGUUCCUGGAAGAUAUGACACUGAUAUCAGCCAGUUUCAAUGACAAUACAGCUCGAGCCACCUAUGGAAGCUACUUGCAGGUUAUCUUCAAAUUUGUGAUGUAAGUACCAUCACAUUUCCCCUUGUAGAUGUACUGUUCCAUUUGGAAGUCAAGGUUAGUGGCGCGUAAAUGGGUUCCUGCUGCAAGGAAUGUGAGGAUUUCCUCCUCCUUCAUUUUCAGGCCUGCAAGGGUUCCAGACCCUGUGAAAGUUUUGAAGGAAAAACAUUGGGGCGGGGGGAAUAUUAGUACUUAUUAAAAUCAUAAGAAACUGAGUAAAAUUACAAAAGUAGUGAAAACAAAAAGUUCUUAAAAUAAAUAAAGUAAUAGCAAUGAUCCCUAAUAUCAAACUUUGAUUAAAGGUUCAUGAAGGAAAGAAGCACGACUGUGGUGACUUGAUAUUAG